AUGCCUACCGCCGUUCCAGCGAUCAAGGACCUCAAUGUCCCUUUCACCAGCUAUGAGCCAACACAGAACCCUGAGAUGAUGAAGACGACAAGAAAGAUUAUCUGCUUCUCGGAUUUCGACGGAACAAUUUUCAUGCAAGAUACUGGCCACAUCCUGUUCGACAACCACGGCUGUGGACCAACCCGCCGAGAAGUCCUCGAUGAGCAGAUCAAGACUGGCGAGCGAUCUUUUCGUGAGGUUUCAGAAGAGAUGUGGGGUUCUCUCAACGUUCCUUUCGAAGAUGGCUUCGAAGUGAUGGAAAAGACCCUCGAGAUCGACCCAGACUUCCAGGCCUUCCACAAAUUCUGCAUCAAGAACAGCAUUCCUUUCAACGUUAUCUCUGCCGGUCUCAAGCCUAUCUUAAGAAAGGUGUUGGAUACAUUCUUGGGCGAGGAGGAGUCUGCUCAUAUUGAGAUUGUGGCCAACGACGCGAACAUUACCGAGGACGGAAAGACUUGGGAACCUAUCUGGAGACACGACACUGAGCUUGGCCACGACAAGGCUUUAAGUAUUACCGAGUACCGUGAUACCGCGAAGCUCGAGUCAGAAGACGGAACCAUUCCUCUUAUUGUAUUCAUCGGUGACGGAGUUUCUGAUCUCCCCGCGGCCAGAGAAGCAGAUGUCUUGUUUGCGCGAAGAGGACUACGAUUGGAGGAGUAUUGCGUCGAGCACAAGAUUCCUUACAUCGCCUUUGACACCUUUGCCGACAUCGAAAAGGAAGUCCGAAACAUCAUGGUCGAAGACGAAAAGCGAACCAAGGGACAAGGCAAACCAGUCCGUUUCAACCCAAGAGCCAACAUGUGGAGAAGAGUCAGCAGCAAGAAGAGCGUUCCCCAACUCGUCGCCGCUACACCUACCAAGGAAGAGAAGAUGUUCCUCUGGCCAAAUGCCUUCUCGGAGCUCAAGUCUCCUACUAUCGCGGAGGGUAUUGAGGUUUCUGCGUAG
Molecule: messenger RNA, 984 nt
Organism: Glarea lozoyensis ATCC 20868
Lineage: Eukaryota; Fungi; Ascomycota; Leotiomycetes; Helotiales; Helotiaceae
Product: HAD-like protein
Exons: 3
Coding region: 1-984 (327 amino acids)
Molecular function (GO): phosphatase activity
Source: RefSeq, a predicted model, not a curated record